AUGCUUGUGGAUAUACUUCAGCUUUCCAGUUGUCCACCAACACUUAAUAGAUCAUUGUCCAGGUAUGGUGACAGCAUUCUAAGUGUUCCACGCACAACUUGCUUCUUAUUUCUUAAGGUGUUAAUCUCUUCUGGAAACGCUUGCCUCUACGUUAUUCUGAUCCAACGCUCCUUUGACCGCUGUAUUUCUGCUACUAUUAAUGGACCUACUUGUGUUUUGUGCAUGUGGGAUCCUUAUGCCACUUGCACCAUUGAAAAAACCUUAUCCAGAUGGCAGAUAUUCUUAGCAGCGUGGUCUAACUGGAGUGUCUAUGCAUUAGCUUGUUCUUAG
Messenger RNA from Macrosiphum euphorbiae (potato aphid), 330 nucleotides. NCBI's taxonomy places the organism in Eukaryota, Metazoa, Arthropoda, Insecta, Hemiptera, Aphididae. The record is from the annotation of a GenBank genome assembly.